CAAAAAAUAUGCAUUGAUGUUAUGAGUAGCACCUAGUAAUACAGAUGAAUCGCAUAGUUCACGCAUUCACGGAUCACAUGGACGUGGCAGAUGCCGUAGCAACAUUCUAUCAUACGCUUAACAAAAGGGAAACUGCUGCCAAAGUUUCCAUCUAUGCGGCACUGACCCUUGUAUGCGAUGCUCUCAUGGUAUAUCGAGUGUUCGUGGUGUACGAGCACAAGCGUUCCACAAUCGUCGUCCCUUCUUUGCUCUUUCUGGCCGAUAUAGCACUGGCGGUGCAUUACGCAUGGAGUCUGUCGUGGCUUGGGAAGACCCCAUUAAUACAGACCAACCUCUUCUAUGCAGUUACGCUGGCAUUGAAUCUGCUAUGCACAACCAUGAUAGCAUGGAAGGUCUGGGCCAUUCAUAGGAAGGUACAGGUGCGUGCUAUAGCUGGAAUCCGCAUCCAAGGCAUCGUUGCUAUCAUCGUCGAGUCGGCAGCUAUAUAUUCUUGCAUUCUCAUCACACUUAUCGUGAUGAGCGUCCUGGGCUCAAUUGGAUUGUGGAUUAAUAUUAUUCUUGACCCCGUACGUUCAAGGCUCAUCCCGCACCAUCUCUCCUUCCACAUCUGAGUUCUC
Phanerochaete carnosa HHB-10118-sp is the source of this 617-nucleotide messenger RNA. RefSeq lists its product as uncharacterized. NCBI's taxonomy places the organism in Eukaryota, Fungi, Basidiomycota, Agaricomycetes, Polyporales, Phanerochaetaceae. Bases 45 to 611 code for a protein of 188 amino acids. The record is from RefSeq and is a predicted model, not a curated record. The transcript has 5 exons.